CAUGAAAUGUCAUCACAAACAAAUCAAAACAACAUUGAUGAAUUUCUCAUUUUGUACAUGCUGCAAUUCAUCAAGAAUGUAUUUAUUUAAUAUCGAAGAUUUGAUUUCUCUAGAGAAGAAUACUGUUUGAAAAACUACUAAAUGUGUAUCGCAAGACGAGAUAUGGAUUGUGUUUACGAGGCUUAUUUCGAAUCCAAUAAUCAUGAGCCAGAUGAUAUUCCUAAAGUUUCAGUUCCUCUCUGGAUAUUUGGGAAAAAAUACAACGCAUUGGAUGAUAUAGCAGAAAUUCGUCAGGAUAUAACAUCGAAACUUUGGUUCACUUAUAGAAAAAAUUUUGUUCCGAUUGGUGGCGAUAACGGAUAUGUUUCUGACAAAGGAUGGGGUUGUAUGCUGAGAUGUGGCCAAAUGGUUUUAGGACAGGCUCUAUUAUUCUCACAUCUUGGCAGGGACUGGUUCUGGGAGCCAGGGACAAAAGAUUCUGUUUACUUGAAAAUAUUAAAACGAUUUGAAGAUGCUAGGCAGGCUCCUUUUUCUAUUCAUCAAAUAGCUCUCACUGGUAUUUCUGAAGGAAAACCUGUGGGACACUGGUUUGGACCCAAUACUGUGGCACAAGUACUGAAGAGAUUAGUCAAAUAUGAUGAAUGGAGUUCACUGGUAAUCCACGUAGCUUUAGACAAUACUAUUGUAAUAAAUGAUAUAAAGGAGUUAUGUCGAAAAAAUGAUAUAAGUACAAAAUUACUGAGAGUAAGUUGGAUGCCAUUGUUAUUAGUAGUGCCUUUACGAUUAGGAUUGAAUGAAAUGAAUCCAAUAUAUAUCUCAGGGUUGAAGAAAUGUUUUCAAUUUAAACAGAGUUUGGGUGUUAUAGGAGGAAAGCCAAAUCUAGCAUUGUAUUUCAUUGGAUGUGUGGGAAACGAAGUAAUUUACCUUGAUCCUCACACAACCCAGAGAGCUGGAAGUGUGAACAAUAAGGAGAAUGAAAGUGAAAUCGAAAUGGAUCUCACUUACCACUGUAAAUAUGCUUCUAGGAUGAAUAUGAGCAGUAUGGAUCCUUCUAUUGCUGUUUGCUUUCUUUGUAAGACAGAAGGAGAAUUCAAUGAUUUAUGUCAACUUAUACAGGACAACUUGAUUUUAACAGAAAGGCAACCCCUUUUUGAAAUAUCAGUUGAAAGACCAACCCAAUGGGUUUCUACGCCACUCACAAGUCCAGAUGCUGUAGUGGCAGAAGCACCAGUUUCAAGUGUUCCUGGUGCUCCAAAACUAGAUUCCGAUAGUGACUUUGAAAUCGUGUAAAUGCAUCAUGUGUGAUCGGUGAAGCCUGCCCAACAAUUUUGUUACUAUGUAUUUUAUCUGUGUACAGUUUUUUAAGAAAUAAUUACAAAAUAUUAAAUUUAUACUUGAUUGCA
Messenger RNA from Coccinella septempunctata (seven-spotted ladybird), 1403 nucleotides. Its product is annotated as cysteine protease ATG4A. The record is from RefSeq and is a predicted model, not a curated record. Gene Ontology annotation, molecular function: protein-phosphatidylethanolamide deconjugating activity. The coding region runs from base 142 to 1290 and encodes 382 amino acids. Lineage: Eukaryota; Metazoa; Arthropoda; Insecta; Coleoptera; Coccinellidae. The transcript has 7 exons.